This is a messenger RNA of Oryza sativa Japonica Group (Japanese rice), 3214 nucleotides long. RefSeq names its product probable GPI-anchored adhesin-like protein PGA55. Lineage: Eukaryota; Viridiplantae; Streptophyta; Magnoliopsida; Poales; Poaceae. Gene Ontology annotation, cellular component: peroxisome. Gene Ontology annotation, molecular function: RNA nuclease activity. The record is from RefSeq and is a predicted model, not a curated record. Gene Ontology annotation, biological process: regulation of gene expression.
CGAGAACCCCCUCCACCGGCGCCGUCGCCGCCACCGCCACCGCCUUCCCCUCGAUCGCCGGAGCGGCGAGCCCACGGCGGCGAGCGCCGCAGCCAUGUCGCGGGCUCUCCUCCCGCGCGGCAGCAUUCUACUCGUCCUUCGACCGCGAGUCCCGUCCACACCCCACCGAUGCUUCGCGAUUGGGGCGGCGGCGGCAGUUGACGGCGGCGAGACGUGGCGGGGGCAACUCCGGCAGGGGGAGGGGGAGGGGAGGAGCAGGGCGGUGAAGGUGUCGGUGUGGUGGGACUUCCAGAGCUGCCACCUCCCGCAGGGCGCCAACCCGUGCCGCGUCGCCACGCGCGUCACGGCGGCGCUGCGGGACGCCGGCAUCCGCGGCCCCGUCGACAUCACCGCCUUAGGCGACGCCUACAUGCUCCCCCGCGCCGUCCAGGAGGCUCUCGCCGCCACCGGCGUCGCCUUCUCGCACGUCCCUUCCAGUGGAAAGGGCGGUCCCGACCAAUUGUUCAUGGCUGAUCUGACCUAUUGGAUUGCUCAGAAUCCUCCACCGGCCCAUUUCUUCCUUAUAUCUGGCAACAAAGGCCUUGCAAACAUUCUGCAUCGCCUCCGGAUGAGCAAUUAUAAUGUACUGCUUGCCUGCCCCAGUGCUGACUCUAGUGUAUUGUGCAGUGCAGCAACGAUUAUGUGGCCAUGGGAUGCUUUAGUUAAAGGGUUGGAUUUCUCACCAAAACAUUUUAACCAACCACCUGAUGGUAUAUCCUUUUCUUGGUACGGUCACUAUAGGGGACCCCUUGAUGACUUGUUCUUGAACUCAGAGUCAGAUGACUCUAUGGCAGAGUCAGAGGACUCCCUGGCAGAGUCAAGGGACUCCAAGGCUUUUCAACCACAUACCAAGUCAGUGAAACCACCUAUUUUACCCAAAUCUGUGGCCAAUGGGGUUAGGCAAGUACUGUACUCCUUUCCUGAAGGUAUCAGUCUUCCAAAUCUUCGAGCAGAGCUUAGAAAGAAUCAUGUGUUCAUGGAUAAAGGAUUAUUUGGCUUCAAAAACUUCUCUUCUCUUCUCCAAGCCAUGCCUGAUGUUGUGAAGUUUAUAGAUCCUCUACCAGGUGAAAGAAACCAGCCUGCUGUGGUUGGGGUUUCCAAGAGAUCAAUGGAGCCUGCUGAGCAAAUUUACAAGGGAAAGAGUUCUGCUCAAAGCAGUGGUGAGUUCAAACGCCUCGUUCAGACUCUUAAUGAGAAACCACCAUCAUCACAUGUCCCAUCUUCUUCAUCAGAUAUUUUAUCUGCGGACCGCAAGAAAGUUCUAGCAGUUGAUGCCCCAUCUUCCCAAUCUGACUUGUUAUCUAGGAACCAAGAGAAAGCUCCCCCUGUUGAUUUGACUACACAACCUGAAACACCUGCAAGCUGUAUGGAAGCUGAUGUGGAGAGUGUUGCUGGAGCUUCUGCCUUUACAGGAGAGCAAAUUACUGUUGACAAAAAGGGGCUAUUUGAAAGGAUUUGUGUACUAUGGAAUGAUACAGAGCCUGUUAAGCCUAUGCUUUCUCCGUCUCAAGAUGAUACCCAUUCUAAAGGCUCCAAUGAUUUACUAACUCAGUAUGCCAAUAGUAACGAACAUAACAGUCUUUUGACAAGGACCUUGAAGAUCUUUUCCACAACUGACAAUUCAGAUGGAGACAAUGUUGACAGCACUUCAGCAAUUAGCAGCAGUUUCUCAAAUAUGACUGCCAAUGACCAUUCGGACAAAUUAAAUGUCAAGGAGAAUGUAGGGAAUACGAUCAUCCAUUCUAGUAGAUCAGUUGACACGAGCAACGCUGAACAUAAAGUUGGGUUUAUAGAAAAAAGCAAAGGAAUAUUUAGCUGGGCUGCAAAGUGGUGGGCGUCUGGAAAACCAGACACAGAUGACAAUUUAAGUUCAGUACAUAUCAAUGAUGGAACAAGGGAAGAAUCAGAAAAAGAAUCUGCAUUUGUAAAGACAGCUGCUACUGCAAGUGAACAGCAAGUAGGAGUUGAACUGUUCAUGAAACCUUACUUCUGGGAUGCACUACAGCAAUAUUUGUCUACCCCUCAUGGAUCAGAUCUUGUUUCAAAAGCAAAGACAAGGGAGGAGUUAGCGCAUGGACUACAGAAGCAAGGCCAUUGGCCUCUAAAAAGCCUUGGUGGGAAACACCACCACCAAUUAGUAGAUUUGCUUAUCUCAGAAAAGCAAUGGAUCAAAGAAUCUUCAUCACAAACGUCUCCUUUUCGACUUGCCCUCCCCCAGAGAAGAGCUCGUUCUCCACUACUUUCAUUUUUUACGAAUGGAAGGCCAUCAGGCCAGCGUAAACAUGUCGAUGACAGAAGCCCAACUCUGUCUAGAACGUCGGUCCAUGUUUUACCUACAAAAAAUGGGAAGGGUCAGGCCAGCUGCAAGAGCAAUGAGAAUCAAAGUAAGAGUGAUGACUUUUUGGAGAAAGAGCUUGGUCCAGUAUCUGACAGUGGUAAACCAUAUCGACAAAAUGAUAAAGCAGUCCGGCAUCAUCCUCCUACCUGUUCAGAUGAUGAAUUUUCUGAUGAUGAAAAUCAUGAGGUGGUCCAAGAGGCUGGGAGAGAUGCAGCACAAAGUUCACUCUUCAAAAUUAUUGAUUCGUGGAACACUAGUAAGACUAUUUGUUCUAGCAAGAAACAGCACGGCAUUGGUGGUAUAGUGGACUGCUCUAGAAUCAACAGAGGUAAUGGUGGUGACAAUUCGAUCACAGAAAAUGCAGAAAAGGCUACAAGCUUAUCAAAACAUUCUUAUAUGACCUCAGAUUCAGAUUCAGAUUCAGAUGAAGAGAAGUUAUUCAACAGUGUCUUGGGCAGUCUGCAGAAUGCAAAGAACUCAAGUUUGCCCGGUUGAAAUGAUGUAUGCAGUCAUACUAACCCCAUGAACUCUUCUGUAAUCAAUUUGGUUCCAUACCAUCAUGUGAUAAUUUGAUCUUUCUGCCAUUCUGGGCUAGGUGGAGGCGUGGAGCAGCUUGAGGAUGCUUUAGAAACAUCUUCCCAAGCUCAGUUAGAUUUAUGAAGAUCACGUUACAGUAGAAUGUUCUGUUUAUUUUUUAUUUUGUUGGAGAGGAAUCCUCAUAUUCUUUUGAGAUGCUAAGGUUUGUGCUGGUGUAGUUAAUUAGUUCUGGGCAUCCUUAAUUACCGGAAAUUGGUAGGGGUAUUAGGGUAUAUGUCGAUCUGACUUUGCCUACCGUUA